This is a messenger RNA of Malurus melanocephalus (red-backed fairy wren), 1879 nucleotides long. Its product is annotated as carbohydrate sulfotransferase 4-like. The transcript has 2 exons. Gene Ontology annotation, molecular function: N-acetylglucosamine 6-O-sulfotransferase activity. Lineage: Eukaryota; Metazoa; Chordata; Aves; Passeriformes; Maluridae. Gene Ontology annotation, cellular component: Golgi membrane. Gene Ontology annotation, biological process: keratan sulfate proteoglycan biosynthetic process; N-acetylglucosamine metabolic process; carbohydrate metabolic process. Bases 224 to 1402 code for a protein of 392 amino acids. The record is from RefSeq and is a predicted model, not a curated record.
UGUACACGAAKGGGACAGGAAGGGGCAGGCACAGGUGUAGGUAAGAGCUGAAUACAUGUGUGUAUGAGAGCACAGCAUGAAGGCAGAGCACCAGCACAUGAAUACACAGUUGUUCGUGUGACUGCCUGGAGGCGUGUGUACCACAGCUGUGAACGUGUGUGAGGGCAACUUUGCUUGAAUCUGGUCAGUGCUUGAAGAGGACUUGUUAAGGUCCCUUGCAAUCAUGAUGAAGUCUAGAAGAGUGCAGGYGCUCCUGACCCUGGUAGUUCUGUCCUUCUUUCUGAUCCACUUCCUACCCUGCAGCAACAACCCCCACACAGAAGAAAAACCUUCUCCUGUCCACAUCCUCAUUCUCUCAUCCUGGCGGUCAGGAUCUUCCUUCACUGGACAAAUCUUCAGCCAGCAUCCCAGUGUCUUCUACUUGAUGGAGCCCGCAUGGCAUGUUUGGGUUAAGAUGUACCAGAACAGUGCCAAAGUCUUACACAUGGCAGUUCGGGACUUAGUCAGGUCUGUCUUUCUGUGUGACAUGUCUGUGUUUGAUGCUUAUAUGUCCAGCCAAAAGAAAAAGUCUGAUUUAUUUCAGUGGGAGACAAGCCGAGCCUUGUGCUCCCCACCUGCCUGUGACUCAUUCAGUCGCAGUGACAUAAUCACUGCAGGCAAUUGCAAAACAAUCUGUGGCAAGUACCCAUUCAGCAAGGUGGAAGAAGCCUGUAAAACCUAUAGCCAUGUUGCCAUCAAGGAAGUUCGGUUCUUUGACCUGAAAGUUCUCUAUCCCCUUCUCACUGAUCCAUCCCUGAACCUCAGAAUCAUUCACUUGGUACGAGAUCCUCGGGCUGUGUUCAGAUCUCGAGAGAAUACAAUGGCAGACCUGAAACGUGACAGUAACAUUGUUGUGGGGUCUCAGAAGACAAAGGGAGAAAUGGGGCCCUACAACACAAUGCAAGUAAUCUGCAAAAGCCAUGUUGAGAUAUACAAGGCAGGAAGUCAAGCCAUUCCCAGCUUCCUGAAAGACCGGUACCUGCUUGUUCGCUAUGAAGACAUUGUCAGAGACCCGCUAGCAAGGGCUGCUCAGAUGUAUAGGUUUGCAGAACUCCAUUUCACACCAGAGCUUCAGAAAUGGGUCCACAACAUCACCCAUGGGAAGGGUCAUGGAGCACAGGCCUUUGAUAUUGGGUCAAGAGAUGCACUGAGAGUAUCCCAGGCCUGGAGGAAGACAGUUCCCUUCCAGAAAAUAGAAAAAGUGCAAAAGGUGUGCAAAGAUGCGAUGGACUUGUUGGGCUACCGGCUUGUUGAGUCUGAAGAAGAGCAGAAAAAUAUGUCUUUGGAUCUUUUGUUUGCGCAGAACUCCUCUGAGUAUCAAAUUCUGAAGGCAGAAAAGCUGGUCUCUAAGCCUACUCUCUGAGGGCUGCAUAGUGCAGAACUGAAGCCAAAGAGGACAGAGGUGUAGGAAGUGUAGAGUGUAGGAAGUGUAGAGUGUAUGCAUGGAUGUGCAUGGAUGCAAGGACAAGUAAUACAAGAACCCUGACUCCAUUCAGGAGAGCUCUCAGCAGUACUGGAUCACUCUCCAAGACCCCUGGAGACUCAGCCACAAUGGAGGCUAAAGUAAUGCAAGUUUGUUUUCCAAAUUAAUUAUGUUUAGGUUGGAGCAUACAGCAUACCAAAGGAGUAGGACCAGAUAGCAGAGUUCAAACCCCACACAAGACCACCAGCUGAAAACGAGGGAAACCACAGGGAGCAACUGCACUGCAAAGGAAGAGGAAAUAUAAAAGGAAGCUGAAUAAAGAGAACAUUAUUUGUCAUGCUGCCACACAGGAUACAUAGUGCCAGGAAAGACACAAGGAUGACCAGACAUUUGGUUUCUGGAAAGAUGUUGGGUUUU